CCAAGCUUUCCUCAAAUAAAGAAUUGACCUACAAACUGUUCCUGUUGAACAACUGCCCCCAAAGUUACAGGAGACCUCUAUAUAACAUCAGCUCAGCUACCUCUAUUCCUUCCAUUGUAAGAGAUCAGGAAACACGUACCGUUAUUUUGGUAGCUUGAGUUCCAUAGUUUUGAGGCCAGGAAUGGGGGCUGCCACUUGCAUAGAUAUACUGAUCGCCAUCAUCCUUCCUCCUCUUGGGGUCUUCCUAAAGUUUGGCUGCAAGGUGGAAUUUUGGCUUUGCCUUUUGCUGACACUGUUUGGCUACAUCCCGGGGAUCAUCUAUGCAAUCUAUGCCAUCACCAAAUGAUUUGAUUCCACUUUUUAUCAGGGUAUGAUAGAGAUUGAUGAUGGUGGUUGUGGUGCAGUGGUGGCAAAUUUAAUGUCUGGUUAUCAGCUUUGUGAUCUGAAUUUGUGGAGUAUGGAUGAAUUGGUGUUUGUCUUUUACUUAAUGGUGGAAUUGUCUGUUAUUUGUUAAUGUGAUGUCUACAACUAUUUGCUCCCAACAAGGCAAACAGUUGCAUUGUAAACAUCUACUGCUUCUAUGUGGCAUUGUUCUUCUGCAGUAUUUCUAAAA
Molecule: messenger RNA, 613 nt
Organism: Zingiber officinale
Lineage: Eukaryota; Viridiplantae; Streptophyta; Magnoliopsida; Zingiberales; Zingiberaceae
Product: hydrophobic protein LTI6B-like
Exons: 3
Coding region: 182-346 (54 amino acids)
Cellular component (GO): membrane
Source: RefSeq, a predicted model, not a curated record